CUCAUGGUCUCAGUGUCUGGGCUCAUGUCAUCCUGCCAGUGAUGAUAGCUGUUCUCGUAUUUGUUCUCAUUAUCCUCAUCAUUGUGUUCUGCAACCGGCGGCGCAGGCAUCGACAGGCAGCUCUCAGUGUUGAGAAAGAGGCUGUGUCCAAUGACCGCAACCCAAUAUUUUUCCCUGAUGAACUUGAGGUUGAUGACCCAUCCCUUAAAGCAAGGAUGCCUAUUGUCUUACCCACAGAUCAACACCCUAUUAAUCAGGACUUAUCACCGUCAAAAACUAGUUCAGACAAGGAAAAGACAUCAAAUGAGGACCCUGCAGAGCAAGAGUGUGUCACAAAUGACAACAUAGAAACAGAGCAAGACCAUGAAAGAAACAGUGAUCAGAAGCGAAGAAAGAGCAGUAAGAAACAAAAAGAGCAGGCUAAAGAUGGUGGAGUCAGUGCAUCCUCCACAUUAACCUGGGAUCGUCCAAAUAAUCAUUACCUUGAGGAAGAGGCAAGUUCCAGAAGUAGCACCCUUAACUCCACCAGGUCUCUGGGAUCCGAAAAACAACAUCCCAAAAAUCCACCACCUUAUUGGCAGUCUCAGUCCGACCCUCCACCAUACAGACUGCCCCCACCAUAUUUGACUGAGACCACAUCCCAAGUUUGA
Candidula unifasciata is the source of this 650-nucleotide messenger RNA. NCBI's taxonomy places the organism in Eukaryota, Metazoa, Mollusca, Gastropoda, Stylommatophora, Geomitridae. The record is from the annotation of a GenBank genome assembly.